AGCCGGUCAAGAUCUCCUCCAAGAAGAGAGCGAAUUGUUAAUUCGCGUGAAGAGAAGCGAGCCAGGAGCUACAGUAGACGACCGGUGCCAAAGAGGGCUACUACACCUCCCUCCAAAACAAGGAAGCACAGCCCAACACCUGAGGAGGAGGACAUUGUCAGAGAGAGGGAUAAUACCCCUUCUCCUAAGAGAGGGAGACCGGAAACUAAGCAGGACAGGUCAGAUUACAGUGAGAACCCCAGAGAAAAUAGCAGAAGCCCUGUAAGGGAAAGUCCUGCUGCUGAGAGGUAUCAGAGUCCUUCUGAAGCUAAUUGCCGCAGCCCUACCGCUAGUCCUCGCAAUGACAGAAGCCCUGUUGAUGACGAUGAUAAUCAUCAAUCCCCAAGAGGGAGCGAGUCGCCUUAAUUUGCCAAAAAAAAAAAGAGAAAAUGGUGUUGGAAGGAAAA
This is a messenger RNA of Camellia sinensis, 446 nucleotides long. The record is from RefSeq and is a predicted model, not a curated record. Lineage: Eukaryota; Viridiplantae; Streptophyta; Magnoliopsida; Ericales; Theaceae.